GUUUGAGAACUACACAUGUUUUGAAAGUGUGCAAUUUUUUGUAUAAGUUCCAAAAAGUGCUUUGUUGCUUUACGCGAACAACGGAGUUUAUUAUUCAGGAUGUGGCGCUUGAUCAUUCUCAUUGCUGUUUCAGUGACAGUUACGUUAUCAAUUAACUGUGUCAAACGUCGAUCGACGACGAGUGGAGAUGAUGGACAUUAUUGCGUUUGCAACGCAGAACAAUGCGAUGAAGCUCCGGACGCGAUCAAAUCGUCCAAUCUUGCCAAAUAUACCUUGAUAACUUCAAGUAAAAAUGGUUUACGAUUUCGUGUUUCAAACGGCAUAUUUAAAAAUGUUAAUCCUAAUCAAGAUGAUUACAAAUCUCAAACAAAUGAAUCUCAAAUAUAUCGACAAUUAUUAAAAACACUUACAACCACAGUGAAAAUAUUUCGCAAAAGUCUUAAGAAAAUCUUAAUAAAUCCAUCUAAAUCGGAAAAGAUUAUUGUAAAUCAGACGCAGACGUAUCAAGAAAUAUUUGGGUUUGGAGGAGCAGUGACCGAUGCAGCGGCCAUGAAUAUUUUUAAUCUGACACAAAAGGCGGCUGACAAUUUAUUAAAAAGCUACUUUGGAUCAAAUGGUAUCAAUUACAAUUUUAUCAGAACGCCAAUGGGUGGCACGGAUUUCUCAACGAGACCUUAUACCUACGCGAUGACAGAAAAUGACACUUCACUUUCUCAUUUCGAUUUGCAAGUGGAAGAUUAUGAUUAUAAGAUACCGGUGUUAAAACGAGCUCAAGAAUUAAAAAAAAAUAAAAUCAAGUUGUUAACUACACCAUGGACUGCCAGCCCUUGGAUGAAAACGAAAAACAGUUGGAAUUUUGAUGGUAAAUUACGCCCAGAAUAUCGACAAUUGUGGGCGGAUUAUUUUGUGAAAUAUUUUGAAGCUUAUCGUAAUAAUAGCUUGGAAUUCUGGGGUCUGUCACCUCAGAAUGAGCCAGUCAAUUACAUCUAUGUUGACUCAUCUUGGAAUUUUAACGCAAUGCCAUGGACUCCUGAGGAAGAGCGUGACUGGAUUAUCGAGUACUUGUCACCAACUCUAAAAAAAAAGGGUUUCGAACACAUCAAGAUCUUUGUAAUGGAAGAAAACAGACUGUCAAUUCCCGAUUGGCCGAAAAAAGUAUUUCAAGAUAAAAGAGCAAGAGAUAUCGUUUCUGGAAUCGCGCUUCAUUUUUACCUCGAUAACAUAAUCGGCCCACAUAACUUAAAUAAAAUAAAACAACUCUUUCCAGAAAAGUCAAUAAUAUAUACAGAAGCUUGCAUUGGAGUUUUUGAAGAUCAAAAGGUAAUCCUAGGGUCAUGGAGGCGUGGUGAGAUAUAUGCGAAAAAUAUUAUCGAAAACAUGUCGAACUGGGUAUCCGCUUGGAUCGAUUGGAACAUAGCUUUAGAUGUGACUGGUGGACCAAAUUGGGUCAAAAAUUUCGUUGAUUCGCCCAUAAUAGUCAACAGCACCGCUGACGAAUUCUACAAGCAACCAAUGUUCUACGUUCUUGGACAUUUUUCAAAAUACGUUCCACCUAAUAGUGUGAGGAUCGGUACAACAAUGGAAAACAUGAUAGGAAUUGAAAAUAUUGCAUUCUCUACGCCCGACGGUGGCGUCGUAUUAAUAAUCUUAAAUCUAAACGAACAGAAAAAAACAAUUUUGAUCGAAGAUCCGAAGAAAGGGACAACAAAGAUAAAUGUUCCCCCAAGGUCCAUUAAUACGAUGAAAUAUUGGUAGAUAGCAAGAAUAUUAAUUCGUCAUAAUGUUUGUCCG
Messenger RNA from Cataglyphis hispanica, 1791 nucleotides. Its product is annotated as lysosomal acid glucosylceramidase-like. The record is from RefSeq and is a predicted model, not a curated record. The transcript has 10 exons. Bases 100 to 1755 code for a protein of 551 amino acids. Gene Ontology annotation, biological process: glucosylceramide catabolic process. Gene Ontology annotation, molecular function: glucosylceramidase activity. NCBI's taxonomy places the organism in Eukaryota, Metazoa, Arthropoda, Insecta, Hymenoptera, Formicidae.